Molecule: messenger RNA, 1380 nt
Organism: Sorghum bicolor (sorghum)
Lineage: Eukaryota; Viridiplantae; Streptophyta; Magnoliopsida; Poales; Poaceae
Product: probable E3 ubiquitin-protein ligase RHB1A
Exons: 6
Coding region: 315-842 (175 amino acids)
Molecular function (GO): ubiquitin-protein transferase activity
Source: RefSeq, a predicted model, not a curated record
UCGCUGGAAUCACGGAGCAGGAGUCCUCUCUCUCUCUCUCCAGAGGGAGCAGGAGGAGGAACCGAGAGAGAGAGAGAGAGAGAGAGAGAGAGAGAGAGAGGCGGAAGAGCAGAGCAAGCACCAAGCAGCAGAGCGCGACGCGACAGGGGGCAGGGAGCCCAGGAGGCCUCGCGAGUCCCGAGGCGAUCGUCGGAGUCCCCCAGCCGCAAUUCGUCCCCGCAAAAGGUUUCUCUUUGCAGGGAUAUGAACAACACAACUUUGGGUUUUAACGAAGCUAGAGGAUAGUUUGGGGUAAGCAUUUCAUUCAGGACACAAUGGGUGCAUGCUGCUGCUGUUCAUCAAGGGCGUCUGAGUCAGAUAGAGCACCAGUGCAUAUCUAUCAUCGACAAAAUCCUGAGGAAUAUGAACCCUUGUCUUCAGCUGUUAGUGGACCAUCUCCAACUCCUGCUGUAGUUGCAGUUGACACAAAUCUUGAUACAUCCUCUCUUGACACUUACCGAGCACCACCUGCACCUUUGCCUUAUGAUGUUUGCUUCGCAGUUGCACAAAAUCCUGAUUCAUGUGCAGAUUUGGAGAAGUCAGACAUUAAAAUGAAAACUGACGGGCAGCAGCCCCCAAAAGUGGAUGAAUUUGAGUCAUGCGAAAAAGUUGCCCCUGAGGAUAAGGCUGAUGAGGAGGAUGUUUGUCCAAUCUGUCUUGAAGAAUAUGAUGAAGAAAAUCCCCGUUCGGUGACCAGAUGCGAGCAUCAUUUCCAUCUCUGCUGCAUACUUGAAUGGAUGGAGAGGAGCGAGACAUGCCCAGUUUGUGACCAGGUAACUCUGAUAGAUGAGAUGUACGCAUAACAUUGUUGACCGUGGUGGAUCCAUUCUUGGUGGCCCUGCAGCGGCAGUGCCCGUCGAGUUGGCUUGACGCUAGUAUUCUUUUGGUGGUGGGAAGUACAAGCAGGAACUACUCUGCUCUUUGAUUUUGUUCAAUUCUGUCUGAUCUGGUGGAGAUGCUAGUAAGUAGGUUGAGUUUUGGUAAAAAAUAAUUUAUAGAAGAAAAAAAAUGACAUGAAAAUGUGCUAGAGUCGUCUGUGGUAAAGGUUCAAACCCCGAGAUUUGCUCCCUGGUUUCCUCUUGCUUGGUUUGUUCUGAAUUUGCGUUGUGCGUGUGUUGUUCGUUUUUGGAUCCGGUUUCUCAGAGUCAGUGUGUGUGGAACUGUGGAUUAUCGAUCAUGCGCUGGGUAAGUGACAGGGAGAUGCUGAUUCUAGCAUAAGGAAGGUUCAUCUGUACAGUACAGUUAGUCCGAAAUGGUGACAGGUACAAAGCAGGUUCUAGGCUUGUAGCAUAUGUAUGGUUCCUUUGAGCAAUCCAAGCUGCUCGAGCUUCUUGUAUGGUA